AUGUCGGACAUCAAUCUCGGAGGCGGCGAGACCGUCGCCCCACCCCCCGCGGUGCGGGUGGUGCUGGCGGAGCUGUGGGUGCUGGCGGUCCUGUUAGUGCCGGUACUGGCGGUGCUGGUGCUGGUUCUAGCUGUCUUGGUGUCGCUGAUGCGGGUGCGAACGCGUCUGGUGGUGGGGCGAACCCGCAGGACCUAGUACUAGCCUCUUUCGGCCGCUACAGGGGUUUCCAGGCGGGGGCAUCGGAUUCCCAAAAGAAGUCGUUCAGUUCAUACAAGGUCACAACGUCUCACUCUCGUCCCAGUUUGGUUGCGGCCUACGCGGACUCGCCGGUCACAGUCUCGUCAGAGCUGUUUGACAUCGCGUCCAACGCGGCGACCAGAAGCGAUACCAUUGAGUCUGUUCACACCUGGAGCCAGCAUCAAGUCUCGGCAUCGUUUGCGGAUCGACGUUCUUAGACCACCCACCCAUUCGUCCCAGCCACGAAUUCAACUCGGAUGCCUGCACUCGUUCCUCGUCGGGAGCCUUGUUUCACAAAUUUUCCAAUCGCCAGUGAGUUUAUUCGCAAUCCGCGCACCUUUGAUACGGCCAUGUUCGGCUUUACUUCCAUCACACAGCCAUGUUCGACUCUACUUCUAUUGUACGGCCACGUUCGGCUCUAUUUCAUAUGGCCACAUUCGGCUUUAUUUCGUAUGGCCAUGUUCAGCUGUACUCCUUAUGGCCAUGUUCGGCUUUACUUUAUGGCCACGUUCGGCUUUACUCCUUAUGGCCAUGUUCGGCUUUACUCCUUAUGGCCAUGUUCGGCUUUACCUCUAUGAUAUAGCCAUGUUCGGCUUUAUUUUGUUUGGCCACGUUCGGCUUUAUUUCAUAUGGCCACAUUCGGCUUUAUUUCAUAUGGCCACAUUCGGCUUUAUUUCGUAUGGCCAUGUUCGGCUGUACUCCCUAUGGCCAUGUUCGGCUUUACUUCGUAUGGCCAUGUUCGGCUUUACUUCCGUCACACAGCCAUGUUCGGCUCUACUUCUAUCGUACAGCCAUAUUGGCUGUACCUCUAUCAUUUGGCCAUAUUGGCUUGACUUCUAUCGUCCGGCCAUGUUGGCUUUACUUCUAUCAUACGGCCGGAUCCGUCCUCGAAUGUGGUCGCUUUCUCAAAGCCCCUCUUUGGCCCCGUAUUUUUCGGUGCCUACGUUUUCCACGCAUCCAGUGUCACCCGCCCAGGUCUUAGCUGGGCAUUCCACACAGACACUUCUUUUUCGACCUAUCUACUACAGACCCUUUUCAACGGGACACUAGUUUCCUGUUCAUGCCUCUUCCCAGUCAGCGAGAGCCCCUAGGUCGGGGUUGGAUAAGCUCUCCGCUCUCCGUUCCAUCACAGUUUACGUGCGGCGUUGA
Microbotryum saponariae is the source of this 1386-nucleotide messenger RNA. The record is from the annotation of a GenBank genome assembly. Lineage: Eukaryota; Fungi; Basidiomycota; Microbotryomycetes; Microbotryales; Microbotryaceae.